CUUGGGUCACCAGGCUCCCGUGACACCGCAAGCGGGACAGAGAGACGAACGACAGGCACUGGGCCCGGAAGGACAAUGCUGCGCGGAAAGUCCCGGCUCAACGUGGAGUGGCUAGGCUACUCGCCCGGCCUGCUCUUAGAAAAUGAUCCACUCGCAGCCGGACGGACACCGCGAACCCCCCGCGGAAAUGAAAACUCUUUAGCUGCAACCCUGAAGACACUCCUGUUCUUCACAGCUUUAAUGAUCACAGUUCCUAUCGGGUUGUAUUUUACAACUAAAUCUUAUAUAUUUGAAGGUGCCCUUGGAAUGUCCAAUAGAGACAGCUAUUUUUAUGCCGCAAUUGUUGCUGUUGUUGCUGUUCAUGUGGUUUUGUCCCUGUUUGUGUAUGUGGCCUGGAAUGAAGGCUCACGACAGUGGCGUGAAGGCAAACAGGAUUAAAGUGAACAUCACCUUUUGAUAGCAUGAAAUUUAUUUUUGAAUAUGUUAAAUAAUUCUGGGGUAUUGAUAAUAAAUACAUUUGUUUGAAUAAAGUUGAAAGAACAUGUUAAAAUCAGUGUUAAAGCGUCAGUCACGUUUGGCUAAAUUUUGACCCACCCAAUAAUAUGGUUAUUUUGAACUCUGAAUCUCCAUUUGCAAAUGAAAAUUUGGAAAAGUUGGAUAGGUACAGGCGGAUAUUUUAAAUGAGUUAUCUCUUAUCCUAGGAAGAAUUUACAUAUUUUACAAUAAGAAAAAAUGUUAGCGAUUUGGCUUAUACUUGCUUUUCAGUUUUAUUUAUUUGGAUAUAUUAAGAAAUACUUUGUGAAACAAAUCUAAAUUUCCUUUUUAAAUCAAGGACUUUGCUGGAAAAUACCAGGCCCUUGGGUUUGAGAUGCCGCUUUCCUUAAAAGUUACUUACAUUGUAGGCAUUUUAGCUAAUCUGACUUUUAAGUCAGUGAGGAAAGAUUGCUUUCACAUUUCAUUAUUUCGUGGGGAAAGUUACUGAAAUCACACUAUUCAUGCAAAAGUGUGUACGGUUACUGAGGACAGAGAACUGGACUGUCUGCCAGCAUUGUGAAUAUCACACUAACAUUGUGCCCUCAUUUUGCUUUGAAAUUAGGUUUCAGUUGCAAAGUUUAUCAAAAUCCCACUUAAUGUGCUGUCCUAGUUUAAAAUAGACAGUAUGAGAUAAGUUUUAGAAUACCAAAAUGUUCAACAUUUGCAAAUUGAGAGUCUAUACAGUUUUGAAACAUCACAAUUCUUAUGAGGUAUUCUUGAAGUAUUUUUAUCUAUUAAUCUUUCUUUUUUUAUUACAUCGAAGCUACAUCCCGAGCAUAAGUUAUAUUCUAAGAUAAUCCUUGAAGUCUUUUUUGGUGAGACCAACCAUAAGCCAGAAAAAAAGCCUAGUUACCUUGGUACCUACAGUCUAUGGCCAGACAAAUCUAUUGGUACUGUGUAUAAGUAUAAAAACACUGAACCCCAAAUAUUCUGAUUAAAAGAUCAUAAUAUAUUCUGUAAAUCACUGGAAAAUACAUAUAAAAAUUAAAAAGCAAAAAUUUUCCCAUAAUGUUACUACCUGCAGAUUAUCAGUAGUUUAGUUCACAACCCUCGUACAGCUUUGAAUGAUGUCUCUUAAUGCUGGUCACAUAUACACUAAAACCUUGUUGUUGUUGGUUUUUUUAAUUUAUUUUUUAUUAGAUAUUUUCUUUAUUUACAUUUCAAAUGUUAUCCCCUUUCCUGUUUUCCCCUCUGAAAACCUUCUAUCCCAUUCCCAGUCCCCCUGCUCACCAACCCACCUACUCCUGCCUCCCUGCCCUGGCAUUCUCCUACACUGGGGCAUCAGGCCUUCACGGGACCAGGGGCCUCCCUCCUGUUGAUGCCUGACAAGGCCAUCCUCUGCUACAUAUGCAGCUGGAGCCAUGGGUCCCUCCAUGUGUACUCUUUGGUUGGUGGUAAAACCUUGUUUUAAAUUUAGAUCUUGUCAAUUUCACCAAAGAACUGUUUGCAGUUAUUGAGAUGUAUGAUAAUUGCUUAUUGUCUUACAAAGCAUAUACUAUCUUUAUUAAUUUAAAAUUCCCAUUUCAAUGUUCUUACCAUAAAGAAAUAUAAAAUUUUGAGGUGAUAACUCAGUUUAAAUACUUUAUAACAUGCAUAUCUCAAAAUAUUACAUGGCAUCCCACAAGCAUGUAUGCUUCUUGUUUUUAAUAUAUCAAUUAAAUUGAGUUGUAAAAAUGAAGAAAGUUCAAAUACCUGUUACUGGUAACCCUAAUAUGAUAAAUGACCCCUGCUUAAAUAUUUGCCAUUAUUGAUUUCUUGGUCUGCUGUUAUUUUCAUGCUGUGGAACUAGACUAGAGAAAUGGGUGAUUAGAUAUAAUAAUAUGUUUGUGUUAUUGUUGCAAAUAAGAUUAAUAUGAUUAUUAAAAGACUUCUUAAUUCUUGAACUUAA
This is a messenger RNA of Apodemus sylvaticus (European woodmouse), 2422 nucleotides long. It is a transcript of the gene Vma21, whose product is annotated as vacuolar ATPase assembly factor VMA21. Gene Ontology annotation, cellular component: endoplasmic reticulum membrane. The coding region runs from base 76 to 438 and encodes 120 amino acids. The record is from RefSeq and is a predicted model, not a curated record. Gene Ontology annotation, biological process: vacuolar proton-transporting V-type ATPase complex assembly. The transcript has 3 exons. Lineage: Eukaryota; Metazoa; Chordata; Mammalia; Rodentia; Muridae.